Messenger RNA from Cydia amplana, 646 nucleotides. It is a transcript of the gene PGRP-S1, whose product is annotated as peptidoglycan recognition protein. Gene Ontology annotation, molecular function: zinc ion binding; peptidoglycan binding; N-acetylmuramoyl-L-alanine amidase activity. The coding region runs from base 60 to 641 and encodes 193 amino acids. Gene Ontology annotation, biological process: peptidoglycan catabolic process; innate immune response. NCBI's taxonomy places the organism in Eukaryota, Metazoa, Arthropoda, Insecta, Lepidoptera, Tortricidae. The transcript is spliced from 4 exons. The record is from RefSeq and is a predicted model, not a curated record.
UCUUAGUUUAUUAGUGCUCCUGCGCCGCUCGACCGAGCCGGUUGUUGCAAAUAUUUAACAUGAUUCGAAUACUGAGUGUGUUUGUGAUUGUGAUACUACAAAGGGACCUGGUGCUAGCAGACUGCGGGGUAGUAACGAGAGAGCAAUGGGACGGUCUAAGCCCGACUCGAGUAGAGUACCUGCCGCGGCCCGUCGGCCUGGUCAUCGUCAUGCACACGGUCAGCCCCCCGUGCAGCACGGACAAGGCCUGCGCGGAGCAGGUCCGGACCCUGCAGACCUACUUCUUGGACCAGCUUAACUACUGGGACUUGGGGCCUUCAUUCCUGAUUGGUGGAAACGGCAAAGUGUACGAAGGUCCCGGCUGGAUUCACGUCGGUGCUCACACCUACGGCUACAAUAGGAAAUCCAUUGGAAUAGCUUUUAUAGGCAACUUUAGCAAUGACAAGCCAACUCCUCAAGCACUGGCGGCCGCCAAGGCGUUAAUUAAGUGCGGAGUGACCGAGGGGCACCUGAAGAGCGACUACAAGCUAGUGGGCGCCCGGCAGCUCAUCGCCACGGAGAGCCCGGGCCGCAAGCUGUACCAGGAAAUACGCAGCUGGCCUGAUUGGACCGACAGUUUGGACGGAAUUAAAAACAACUGAGAAAA